Colletotrichum lupini is the source of this 1611-nucleotide messenger RNA. RefSeq lists its product as uncharacterized. The record is from RefSeq and is a predicted model, not a curated record. The transcript has 14 exons. The coding region runs from base 1 to 1611 and encodes 536 amino acids. NCBI's taxonomy places the organism in Eukaryota, Fungi, Ascomycota, Sordariomycetes, Glomerellales, Glomerellaceae.
AUGCACAGCCCCACGAUUGUAUUCCGUAGCAAAGCGGUGAGAAACGUUCAGCCAACAGUCCCUAAGCGGCAGAAUGAUCCAGAGAAGCACAAAAAGCUUGUUGAACGUGAUUAUAGUGCUAUGCUUCGUUUCUCCGGCUUGUGGGAGAGCUAUGAAUAUCUGCUGAACUCCAAAUAUCGCCUCUUUUCUCUAAGCAAAGGCCGUCGUGCUGUUCGUGCAAGUUUGUGCAACAACCAGAGCAGACCCCAUGAUGAUCUUUGCGAGACGAACGGGUCGCGAGGAGGGUUGCCGGCCUUUAUUUACGAAACUCGUGGGCAUGAACAAGCAUGCUUAGGCAGUGAUGGGAAUUCAGGCCAAGGCCGUGAUCAUGGGAUGAUCAGGUCAUCGUCGCGUCAGGUUUUUCCACAGUUGCCGCCCGUGUGGUCCCCGAAGACACCAGCAUCCUGCCAUACCUCUUUUGGGGUCCUGAUCGUUGGCUUUCCGCGGCAGGCCGUGAACGCUUGGACAGUGCUCGGGCUCGAACCACUCGGCGGCAACGGCUUACCCGUCACAUACAUCCCCGAGCUGAAAAGAAACAAACGGCGUCCUGCCGACGACCUUUUUGUCUCGUCUGCCCACGCCGACCGAGUGGAAAAACACGUUCGUCUCUUGGCGGCAUUGGACACACUCGACCUGUUUUUCCGGAGCGCAAUGUAUGGAAGUCCUGAGCACGAGGUGACCUACGUCUCGGAGCUUCGCUGGUUGUCAAGUUCAUCUCAACUCAUUGCUUAUGAGCUUGCGAGGGCGGUUGAAAUUGAAAAGACACACCGUGAAAAUAAGAUCCAACGGCCUUCGAAUCGCAACUUCAUUUUACCAAAGAUUGAAUUACUCAGAAUGCGCUUGACUAGGUCUUUCAACCUCGUGUGGCGCUUUGUAUCUAACGAGAGCAUAGCAGUGAGAACCGGAUUCAUCCGCCGGAUCGUUUUGAUAUCCUGGAAUAAGAAAAGAAAGCUUGCGGGGUAUCAUUACUUGAAGGAGCAAAACAAUAUGAUCAGUGGGAGGCUUGAACUCCCGGCCUUGGCAUUACUCAACAUUUCUGAUGAAAUAUUAGUUCGCAGAGUUUUCAUGUUAUGGGGAUCAGUGGUGGAGUCGCGAUGCGGGGACAUCUUGCGUCAAAUAACGUUUGCAAUCCAAUUGCGACCUGCAGAUAGAGCGAUCAUCGUAGUCUUCGACGCGCUGUUUUUCUUCUUUGGCCUACGCCAGCACAAAGCCUCUGUUAAGCAGGGUAGAAAAACACAACUUGGGAAUACUUGGAAUCAGGCAAUCUGGAACCUAGCCCCAUGGUGCCAGGUUCUCCCUUCGGAUCCGGACCCGAGACUCCGCGAUGGUUCCCAGCUCCGGAGGGCGCGCCAUUCCCCCGCGCCUAUCAAGGGGGAAAGCUUCUCACCCGUGGAGAGGCGUCUGUCUCUGCUUUACUUUUCCCAGCGGGUGCCCUUUUCUACUCUCCGUUUCCUAAAACAUCCAUUCCAUCCGGAAACCUUCCAUCACGACCUCUACUCUCGAACACGCCUUGUUCAACACAUGCCCCCAACUCUUACCAACGGCCUCGGAGAAUCGAGCUCAAAGGCAUAG